CUAACUUCCUUACUUACCUUUUGAAUUUUCCGCAGUUCGGUUCCAGCUUCUUCUUCCCUGAUCAAAACGCUUAACAGGUGUUCUUGAAUUUAAAGUUUGAUUCUUGAGACUGUUACUGAUUGAAAUGCCUUCUGAUGUUGAGCCGCGGUGGCAAGAGAAGGCUACUGGAUUCUUUUCUACAUCAGGGGUGAAGAUUAAGGAAGCUGGACAAACGGCUGGGACGUUUGUCGAGGAGGUCACUAAGGAUGCGAAAGUUAAUGUCUCUGAUAUGGCGGGGCGAGUUGGGUCAAUGUUCAAGAGUCGAUGGGCAAUUCUUCAGCAGCCGUCGACAAGGCAUGCUGUGCAGGAGCGCCUUAUAACUGCUGCUGCUACGACUGGCACAUUGUUUAGGAAGGGGUUGUCUGAGACAAAGGACAAGGUUUCGGUUGGAAAGGUCAAAGUUGAAGAGGUGGCAAAGAAGACUGCCCAAAAAAGCAAAACUAUCCUGAGUGACAUUGAAAGAUGGCAGAAGGGUGUUGCAAGCACUGAUGUUUUUGGAGUUCCAAUUGAAGUUACUGUGCAACGUGAACAAUCUAGCAGGCCUAUUCCUCAGAUUUUGGUGAAAUGUGCAGAUUAUCUCAUUUUAUCAGGGUUAAACACACCAUAUCUGUUUAAAGGCGAGGGAGAUAAAACAGUUAUCCAACAACUGAUUUCUAUGUAUAACCAAGAUUCAAAUGCAUCAUUACCGGAGGGUGUCAGUUCAAUUGAUGUAGCGGCUCUAGUCAAAUGUUACCUAGCUACCCUUCCUGAACCACUGACUACAUUUGAGCUUUAUAGUGAUGUUAGAGGUGCUCGGUCUAGCAUAAAUGCAAUGAAAAACAUGCUGAAGAGGCUUCCUACUGUAAACUACACGACUCUGGAAUUUAUUACUGCACUGCUGUUGCGUGUUAGCCAAAAGUCAGUUCUCAACAAGAUGGACACCCAAAGUCUUGCAAUGGAGAUGGCCCCUCUUAUAAUUUGGCAGAAGGGUAGGGCACCAGACCUAUAUAAGAAGUAUUGGAAUCAACCAUCAAAAGGUCUUUCAAAGAAACACUCGGAUCCGGAGCCUACUUAUAGUGCAUGGGACAUGCUUUCUGAUGAAGGUGACAAUGUAGAUGAUUCCAUUCCCUUGGAUGAUGGUGUGCCUCUCGACUUGGGCGCUAUCGAGGUUGUUCAGUGUCUCAUGGAACAUCACAAUGCGAUCUUCACAGAUGCAAAUGAAACAGUCUGGAGGUGACAUCAUGAAUUGCCUCUGACAACAUCUACUUCAACUGAAAUUAUCAAGACGGAAAGCUUUGGUUGAGAUGGCUGCUGGAUAGUAGAGGUUAUGUUUUUUGCCAAUCUGAAAAAGGUUUAGUCUUUUCUCAAUUUGGACAUAAAAGUAGUGAAAAGCUUGAAUUACUUGCUUGGGGAAAGGAAAGUUACUGUUUCUGUACAGUUCUUACUUGGCAUAGUUUGGUCUGCAGCAUUGAAAAUCUUGCAAAUAAUACAGAAUUGGAUGUGAUGACUUCUGUCUGUACUCUUGGGAAGUUAGUUUCUAACUUACUGCCGCAUCUUUAUAGUGUGUAAAUUUCUGAAUAACAUCAGUUCAUAUUGAGCUUGGUGGA
This is a messenger RNA of Argentina anserina (silverweed cinquefoil), 1625 nucleotides long. RefSeq lists its product as uncharacterized. Bases 125 to 1255 code for a protein of 376 amino acids. The transcript has 10 exons. NCBI's taxonomy places the organism in Eukaryota, Viridiplantae, Streptophyta, Magnoliopsida, Rosales, Rosaceae. The record is from RefSeq and is a predicted model, not a curated record. Gene Ontology annotation, biological process: signal transduction.